AUGGACACUGAAAAUUACUUUGAAGUAACUUUUUUUUUUAUUUUCAUUAUGUUUCAGUUAUAAUAUUGCUGAACUUUGGCAUUUUUUUGAGCUAUAAAGCAGAGUGAAAGGACUUUCUUAGCUUUAAAGAAUAGGUUUUAUACGUUCAGGGCUUAGAAAUAGGAUUCAUUUGUUAAAUUAAACCUUUAAAAUUAAUAUUUACAGCAAGAGGAACGUUUAAUUUGGUCAAAUAACAAUGAAAAAGUUGAAGAACAGUUGGAGUCAUGCUUGGAAUUGCAAUUUAACUUUGGCCAAGAGUUGGCAGAACUGAGAGCAGAGUUGGAGAUAACGAAACAGAAGGAAGAUCGACUUUUAGAGGAAGUACAACGUGAAAUAGACACUGCUAUUGGCCCUGGAGGUACGAUUUCCUUUUUUUUAUUUUGUUUUUAGGUAAUCAACAUGAUUUUUUGGAGUGAUGUUCAGUUUUUGUUAUAUUGAACUAACUAAUGGUCGGAAAAACUUAAAAUUUGGCAUAACGUUCUUUUUAGACUGUUCAUUUUUUUCUUUAUGUAUUUUAGAUAAUUCUCUGUAUAGAUUUUUGAAAAUUCUAUAUUAACAUUGUCUAAAUAAGCUAUAAUUUUCAGGAGCCGAAAAGUUCUUAAAGUCGUUCGAUCAGUCGAUAGCACGAGUCUGCAGUCUAAACGAAUGUAUGAAAAGCGAUGCAAAACAAUUAAAUUCAAGUCUCCAUACAGUAUCAACAUUAGCCGAUAACAUCAGUAAGAAGGUGGCAGUGCUGGAUCAAGCUAAAGGUCGUGUAGUUGAAUGUCUUCAACUUGUUAAUGAUUUGAGGGAUUUGAGAACAUGUGCAGAGGGAGUUCAGAAAGCUAUGGUUGAGAAGGAUUACGAUGAAGCUGCUCAGAAUAUUCACAGGUUCUUGACUUUAGAUUCGGCCGUUUUUAGGGUUGGAGAUGUUGGAGCUAAAGGUAGGUUUUUGCGCCCAAAAUAGGCAUUUUUAGUUGGUUUAAAGUAUGUUUAUUGGGUAAAUAUGAAGCAAUAUAUAAAUUUGAGGCAUAGCUUGGCUAAUAUUUUGAAUUGAUUAAUAUUUUGAUUGAUUUUCAGAGCCAGGCCAGUCUUUGAAACACAGCUACGAAAUCCUUCGAACUGCCCAAACCGAGCUUAAAACCAUAAUUGAACAAAAGUUUGAUGAGUCUUUGUCCGCGGCCGAUGAAAAGUCAAUCCAACGAUACUUCAAGCUCUUCCCCAUGAUAAACGACCAUUCAACCGGUCUUCGAAAGUUCGGAAGUUACCUAAACAAGAAGAUUGGCCAAUCCGGCGAUGAAUUUUAUAAAUUGAUGCAAGCUGGUGGCACGGAUGAUAAAAGAAUCAAUGUUUUGUACGCUGAUACUCUCACUUUGUUGUUGGAGCACAUUGCCAGAUUAAUUGAAACAUAUCAACCAAUUAUCGACAAUUUCUAUGGACCUGACAAGUUGUUGGACUUGAUUGAGAUCAUUGAAGUUGAGGCUGAUAAACAGUCGAUUCGAAUCAUAUCCGCAUUCUUGAUGAAAAGACAGUUAGAUGAGAAGAUAAGGGUGGUCGAUGGGUACAUGAGAACUGCUGGGAAGUGUGCUGGUAUGUUUUAGUUUUUAAGUUUUUGGAAAUUGAUUUUUAGGCUUAAAACAUGAUUUUUAGGCUUAGGAUAGAAUCGUUGGCUUAGGUAUUAAUGAUUUUUUACAUUUUAGACAAAAUUGAACCCCGCGAUCUGGACGUUCUAUUGGCCGAAAUCACGAUUAUGCACACAAGAACGGAGCUUUACUGGAGAUUCCUAAAACGACGUCUGGGAGAAGCACAUCGUCCCUUAAGCGAAUCCGGCGAAGACGGACCUCCAUUAAGCCCUAAAGCCGUAGCCGACUCAGUAUUCAUGGACGAACUAUCCGAAGAAGAGUUAAAAGCAGCGGCUGAAAAGCAAAAACUGUUGAAAAAAGAACGAAACAAGAAGCUAGAUGCCCUCUUGAAUCGCUCCGAACUAAGCAUGAAAAUGCAAGAGAUACUGGGCAAGUACGUACUCUUGGAGCAGUACUAUAUGACGGAAUCCGUAAAGAAGGGCAUCGAGAUGGAGGAUGUGGAAGAAGGUGCAUUGACAACCUCACUACUGGACGACGUGUUCUUCAUCGUGAGGAAAAGCAUCAGAAGAUCUAUCACAUCGUCGUCGGUGGAUUGUGUUUGUGCCAUGUUGAACAAUGGGUGUACUUUACUGGAAACCGACUUUUUUGUUCACAUCAACAAGAUUAUCAAGGUAAUUUUUAAAAUUUUAGUCUAGCUGUAAUAUCUUAAGCUUAAAAGCCUAUUUAGGCCUAAAAAUAAAGUUCUAAGCCUGGAAGCUAAAUAUUAAAGUAAAAAAUCGAAUUAUUUUAAAAAAUUUUGUUUCAUAACGGCUACCCGAGUGUCGGAUUCGCGGCUGAAGCCUAUCAAACCGCCCAAACUGCCUACAACGUUUUACAGCACGGUAAAUCCGUAGCAGAAGCUGGCCCAGAAUCCCAGCGCACUGCUUUCCUUUUAGCCCUGAACAACAUGGCCGAAGCUGUAAAGUUCUUGUCAACACUAAAACAAGGCCUGAAAGACGAGUUUGAACGACAUUUGGGAGCAGUGUCGAAGAACGAGAAACACAAAUUGGACAAUUCUGUAGCACAACUUGACGAUCUUGGCAAGAAGUUCAGCCAAAGUGCUAGUAUUGGAAUAGGGAAGCUGGUGGAUUCGGCUUUUAAACCGAAAUUGAAGAGCAAGUAAGUCGUGUCUAAUGUAAAAAAAUUAAAAAUUUUUUAAUGCAAAUUUUUAUAAAAUUUUUUUUUUAUUUAAUGCCAUUUUCAGCGCGGAUGCCUAUCUGAACUUCAAUCACGAAAUCAGCGAUGAUGAGUUUGCCGAAUUCGAGGUCAACGACCCAUUUAUGGCCAAUUUCAUUGCUCAAUCGGACAAACUGAUAGCACCAUUCGAGAAAGUGUUGACUGAAGAGAAUUACAAUGUAAGUUAAAAGUGGUCAAAAAGUUUUUAGAAACAGACUUUUGUCGGUCUAAAAAUCUGUAGAAUUUAAGGUUUUUGGCCGAGAGAACAAAUAUUUUUUGAAAAUUCAGCUUACUACUUCAAUAUAGAUAAAAACGUUUCAAAAAACUGAAUUUCAGGAGCUACUGGGAGCAAUAAUGGCCGAAACCGGCCGCCGACUCGAAGCCGUCAUUCUACAACUCUAUUUCAACCGUAAUGGCGCCCUACAGCUGGACAGAGAAACCCGCUCCCUAACCGAGUACUUUACCAACAUUGCCGGCUGGUCGAUUCGCUCAAAAGCCGCCAGACUAGCCCAAAUCGUAGGCCUACUGAACCUCGACACACUGGACGAAGCCGUCGCUUAUUUCCACGAUUCGGCCGCUCAUCAAGGCCAAGCUCUAACGUCGGCCGAUUUGAAAAAGUUCCUGAAGCUGCGGUCGGACUUUUCGACCGAAAAAAUCAACCAAAUCAAAGUGUAG
This is a messenger RNA of Bursaphelenchus okinawaensis, 3491 nucleotides long. The record is from the annotation of a GenBank genome assembly. NCBI's taxonomy places the organism in Eukaryota, Metazoa, Nematoda, Chromadorea, Rhabditida, Aphelenchoididae.